Morone saxatilis (striped sea-bass) is the source of this 2383-nucleotide messenger RNA. It is a transcript of the gene elovl1a, whose product is annotated as ELOVL fatty acid elongase 1a. The transcript is spliced from 8 exons. Bases 401 to 1345 code for a protein of 314 amino acids. Gene Ontology annotation, biological process: sphingolipid biosynthetic process; fatty acid elongation, saturated fatty acid; fatty acid elongation, polyunsaturated fatty acid. Lineage: Eukaryota; Metazoa; Chordata; Actinopteri; Moronidae. Gene Ontology annotation, molecular function: fatty acid elongase activity. The record is from RefSeq and is a predicted model, not a curated record. Gene Ontology annotation, cellular component: endoplasmic reticulum; endoplasmic reticulum membrane.
UGAAACUUGCAAAGUUUGUAGUAGCGCCUUGGGGUUUAAAUUGAGUUGAAUGAUCCCAGUGCUAUACUUAUCACAGCUGGCUUCUCACUUUAACUCAUCUCUCUCUUGCUGUCUGUCUCAGUCUUUCCCCAUUUGUUACCUGUGAGACUUGCCACUGUUGUUGGAUUUUUAGUAGACCUAUUAGACUUUUGAAGACAGCUGGAGGCUACCACCCACAAACUAGCUUUACAUGUAACUGCUUUUCACUGAUCACUAUCACCGGUGUUUCUGAUCUGUUGGAGCCUGUGUGGAUUGAGUGCUGCCUGCCCUGGCUGUGCAGCUGCUUUCCUGACAAACAGGACUGAGUGCUGAGGACUUGUGCUCAGUGGGGGUUUAAUAGGACGAGACGCAAGCGGUCACCAUGCUGCGAGAAGCUGCAUCAAACAUUUUAAAAUUAUACAAUUAUCUAUAUUUGAGAACUGAUGCCCGCAUCAGAGAUUUUCCAUUGAUGCAGAGCCCCAUAGAGAUGACCUCCAUCCUGUUGGCUUAUGUAUUCUUCUCAGUGUAUGUUGGACCUCGUCUGAUGGCAAACCGCAAGCCCUUCCGUCUCAACACAGCCAUGAUUGUCUACAACAUCAGCAUGGUUUUACUGAAUGCCUACAUAGUGUAUGAGUUCGUGAUGUCUGGAUGGGGAACCACCUAUACGUGGAGAUGUGACCUUAUUGAUACCUCAUAUAGCCCGCAGGCUCUUCGGAUGGUUCAAGUGGCUUGGUGGUUUUAUAUUUCAAAAUACACGGAGCUGCUUGACACAGUAUUCUUUGUGCUGAGGAAGAAACAAAGCCAGAUCACAUUUCUCCAUGUGUUCCAUCACUCCUUCAUGCCCUGGACGUGGUGGUGGGGCGUCACCUUGACUCCUGUUGGAGGAAUGGGCUCCUUCCAUGCCAUGGUGAAUGCAGCUGUCCACGUUAUCAUGUACUUCUACUACGCACUCUCUGCUGCAGGACCACGCUUCCAGAAAUACCUCUGGUGGAAGAAGUACAUGACUGCUAUCCAGCUUACACAGUUUAUCCUGGUCUCCAUUCACAUCAGCCAGUACUACUUCAUGGAAAAGUGUGACUACCAGGUGACCCUUUGGAUCCACCUCAUUUGGAUGUAUGGUGUCUUCUUCUUCCUCCUCUUCUCCAACUUUUGGAUACAGGCCUACAUAAAGGGCAAGCGGCUCCCUGUCUCAGAGGACAAACCAAAACAGAACGGCUUAACCAGUGAACCUAUUGCUGUGGUGGCCAAUGGGAAACACCUGGAGAAUGGGAACGGACACCACCACACCAAUGGUAAAAUCCUCCUGGGCAAAGUAAAAGAAAUCUAACUUGGUGACUCUGGAAAUGAGACGGAGGCUCUGUAGAGCUACCUUGAAUAUGUCAUUCAUCACUCAUAUCUAUAAGCACAUUGGAAUGGCAGAUUUCAAUAUGCUACUUCUAGACUUCAUAAUUUCUAUAUAUGCUUAGUAUUUCUUAUGCACACUUGUUGGGAUACAAAUGGCAUGUUGUGUUUUGCCGGUGAUCUCCAAAUGCCACAUUGUGUUUGUUGGUUGUUGCAAAAACUAUUAACUGUGAUGAACACUGUAUGAAGAUAUUUGGUGCUCAUUUUCUCACUUCAACUCAUGCUUGACGCACACAAGCUUCCCCUAUACUACUAACUGUUUCGCUGGCAUGACCCUUGUUUCUUGAAAAUAUCACAGUUUCCACUGAAGGCUAGCACAUUUAAAGAACUGCUACAAAGUUUCACUGUAAAUGUCAAAUACUUAGGUUUUUUCUGUUUUUUAUUUAUCUUUUGAAAUAAAAAAAUGUUUUAGAUAAAGGUCUGUGUCAUUUGGAAAGCAGUUAUGGUGUGUACUUUUUGUGGGAAACAUACCACACCUCAGUUUUUCAAUUUUAAGAAUUGUGGAAAAGAAACGUUAUACUGUAUAUUACAGUAUUUAUGCAAUUUGCAUUUUUGCAUAAUUAGGUAGUGACAUAUACACUGCUAGCAUGUUCAUCCAUAUUAACCCAUACUGAGUUUUGCAACACUGUGUGGUCUAUUUCCUCAGCACACAGAGCAAGAAGCUAACAGAAGUGCUUUCUGUUCAAUUACGAUUAAUUAAAAAUGAUGCUGUAUAAGGCUGUUUCUGAAUAUCACUGCAGAAUGUAUAUAAACCUACCAGUGUUUUUACUGUUGAUUACACUUGUGCACUAAUAACAGUGGAAGGAUGAUCUAGUUUUGAAGCACUGCUAGCCUUUUCAAAAUCGGAUCUGAUAUUUGCUACAAAAAGUACAUAAGAAGAGAUGUUUAGGUGUUUCCAGGAGCUGUUUAUAUGUUACAAUUAACCCACAUAAUGUUCAAUAGAUUAAUCUGUUUCUGAUUUAAA